This is a messenger RNA of Ceratosolen solmsi marchali, 3654 nucleotides long. Its product is annotated as lisH domain and HEAT repeat-containing protein KIAA1468 homolog. Lineage: Eukaryota; Metazoa; Arthropoda; Insecta; Hymenoptera; Agaonidae. Bases 270 to 3635 code for a protein of 1121 amino acids. The record is from RefSeq and is a predicted model, not a curated record. Gene Ontology annotation, biological process: intracellular cholesterol transport. Gene Ontology annotation, cellular component: trans-Golgi network; recycling endosome. Gene Ontology annotation, molecular function: protein binding. The transcript has 15 exons.
ACUCUACGCACACUUUCUUAAAUGAAUAUUUCGUAGUUGCGAAGGCGAACGCAAUUGAGGAUAUAAAGUUCGCCAAUGUGUCGACAUAACGCUAGUUUUCUCAGCGGCGAAAGCGUCAAUGAAAUUUAUGCGCGUACGCUGAGCCGAAAGAUAGAGUCGAAUUCGCCUCGGCCACACUAUGCUUCCUCAUUCGCACCUGUGAUUUAAUCUUAUUUUACUUUGUUUUAUUCGCUCUUGUGCCCGAGUUGUUGGGAGAGUCCCGUACGAGGAUGGAUACUUCCUCGGUCGAAGAGGUUAGGAAAUUUCCACUUUCACCUCCUCUUCAGAAUGUUACUGCAAAAGAGAUUGGUCAGGGGCAAAAUGUUAUAUCGUAUCAAGAUAUAGCCACAAAAUUACUUAGCGAAAGGCUGCUUCUUACUGCUCUAGAGCUUCACAUGGAACUAUGCGAGACGGAUCGUGAAUUGCCAAUUUUGAAGGAUUAUUUUUCAAAUCCCAACAAUUUCGAAUGUUUAAAUAUGAAGUCAGAACCCUGUUUGUCAUUACCAAGGUCAUCCAGUCAAGCGACAUUAGAUUCUCUCGAUAUGACUAGAUAUUCCGAAGAUGGUGGUGGAGUAGAUGAAAGAGUUGCUGUACUUGAAUUUGAAUUGAGGAAAGCAAAGGAAAACAUUAAUUCGCUACGUGCUAAUCUAACCGUAGUAACAGAAUCUGAAGUAAGCUCUCCUGAUAAAAGUUCCGAUAAACACGGAGUCUUGGAGUAUCCUAUAAAGCCUCACGAACAACGAGCUGUUAACUAUCUUGUGAACGAGUACUUGCUAGCCAAUUCGUAUAAGCUGACUUCGAUCACAUUCAGCGACGAGAACGAGAAUCAAGACUUCGAAGAUUGGCAGGACGUUGGCUUAAACAUCCCCAAGCCUCCGGAACUAUUACAGAUUUACAGAGAUUUUAUGAGAUCGACGGGCUAUGAUAAACCACCUUCGAGUAGCAUCGCUGUACAAACCGAUGACGAAGAUUCUGAAAAUUUGAUAAAAGAAGCGGAGCUUAAUAAGUUAGUUAGUGAACAAGCAGAGGAGAUGGAGCGAUUAAAGGAGCAAACUAUUACGUUACAGCAAGAGAAAACGAACCUUCAGGAAAUCAUUACCAAUGCUAACUUAACCAGCGUAGCUACAGAGCAAGGCAGUUCUGGAACAAUUCAGACAUUGAAUUCGAGCUCAACGACACCUGAUAAAUUCGAAAUGCUGGAAUCGCCACCCCAGGAUGUGUCGUCUUCGAAUGCUGCACAGGAGAUUGAAGAGGACGACAGCACUUCUAUGGUUGUAAGCCUGGGCGAGACGGAGACGAGUGAACGUGAUUGGACCAGAAUACAUUUGACAAGGACAGCAGAUGCCUCCGACAGUACGGCCAGUAUGAUCAAUUCGCCAUCGAGGUAUCUGCCGGCGUCCUUCCGGCGUGAAGUACUCAGGCAAUGCCAGACCAGCAUCCCCUCGAGCGCCAUCGAGGUAAUCGAGGAGCCCCUCAAGGGUGGCAUAACGCGUGACACCAUCGUCGACAUUGCCACGCACACGCUGCCGCGUAUCGUAUCCAACGUCAUUCUGAACAAGCGCGAGGAGGUCAUACCGCUUCUGCUGAGCAUCGUAAAGCUGCAAAGCAAUUCGGUCGAGCGGGAGAAGUUGCUGCAGAUCCUCUUCAAUCUGCAGAAACGCCCCCAGGAGGAAGACAGGCAAAUGAUUGUCGCGGGUCUGACGGUGAUCGCGAAACUUGAAAACGAGCCGACGGACAACGAAGACGUGCUGAAUCUCUGCUGGGAGCAGAGCCAACACAAGUACCCGGAGCGUCGUUUACUGGCAGCCGAGUGCUGCUCCGCAUUGGCAAUCUACACGACCAGCAGCAUCAGGAAUUCCCUGAUGUUAUCCAUGCUCCAGCAAAUGCUACUCGACGACAAGGAAUCCGUGGUGAGGGUCACGGUAGUCAAGAGCCUCUCUCUCCUCGUUGCCCUUAUGGACGACCCGGACAAGUACUUUCAGUGCGAGGAGUUGGCUCUGACGGCCUUGGGCGAUGCAUCCCAGGAGGUCAUCGAAGCCGCCUACGUUGUUCUCGUACCGGUUCUCGCUCAGUGGGCGCUGUCUCUCAAGCGGUUGCAGUCUCACUUGCUGCCCCGCAUCCUUGCCAAGCUGAGAAACCUCCUGAAACCUUCUAGUUCACCGAGCAAGGACUACAUCGACGGCAACAGAGCGGCCGCUCACAUCACAGUCCUGCGCUACCUGUUGCCGCAUACAGUCAUUAGUGUUAUCGAUACCGAACCUGUUCGCCGCCGAAUGCAGGAGAGUCUCUCGUCCCAACUACCUCUGGAAUUUACGAAUUUGUGUUGCUCGUCUAUAGUCAAUCCAAAGAUCUUUUACGAAUGCGAAGUGGAUAUGGGAAUAUUGUUAAAUACGUUCUUUCUCAAUGCCUGGAAUGAUUACACGUGGCCCGAAUUAGACUGGUUGUCUGAAAAAUUAAUACUCGAUGUUAUUGAUAUAACAAAAUCUAUAAAUGCAGCGCAAGAAAAUAUCGUCAAUGAAUUACUUACAUAUCUUCAAUCCUUAUGUUUUGGUUUUGGAAAAUAUAUUACACAAUGUAAGAUUUUAACAUAUUUUAAACCUUACAUGAAUAGUUUGGAAAGUGAGCUUGCGGAAAACGACAGCAACCGAACUUUAACGAAUCUGAUGCUUAUACCAGCAUAUUUAACGAUACUCUCUACCAUUGAUAGCAAUGAAUUUAUCAAUGUUCUUAAGCACUAUCUUAUUGCAUUAUCGUUGCGCGAUGAAGAUUUAAGUGGCCUUCAAAUAGCGGUUGUGAAGUAUUGUGCUCAAGAUCAAUUACAAGAGCAUGUACUUUCAGGGUUGUGGGAUGGCGUUGUUCAUCAAAAAUCAAGUGUCAAAUGCGCAACCGCGUCCUUAUUUAACUCAAUAGUUUCCAAGGUUUCGAAUAAAUUAGUUGACGUGCGAAUAGCUCCAGCAAUUGUUACACUCGCCAAUGAUCCAGAUAUAGUCGUAAAAUCCAUCGCGGUUCAAGUACUGGGUAAGCUAGUGACGGAAAGCGAUGCGAGGGAAGCAAAGGAUAAGGCACGCCUAACGUUAGAGACGAUCGUUCGAGAUCCUCAAGGAGUUUCGCCCGAUCUGGCUGUGCCGUUGAUCCUAACUUUAGCCGCCGUAGCUCCUUAUUGUCCUCAGAAUUACGUUGAAGACGUGAUAGCUACUCAUCUAGCUGGAAUAGCAGCGUCCGCACUUCAACAGAGCCGGAGAGUCGACCUAGUUAACGCCUUAGUUGAAGCUUAUUCGGUUUUAGUUUACUGCACCUUGAGCAAUCAAUGCAUCGCGGGAACAGUUUUGCCAGGUCUGAAGUACCUCGAUUCUCUCGUGAAUCAAGUAACGCCUCAGCAUAAGGAAGUUAUGCGAUCUCUCCUGCGCGAAAUCGAGUCGAAGAAAGACGUGCCGAAACAGAUGGACAGGUCGGCGUCGAUGGGCAGCGGUCUUUCUUUAUCGGUAGCUUCGGUGAACGUCGGCCAGGGCGUCGAGGAUAUGCGCCAACGAGUCAGUAAGAUAUUCCUCCAGAAGACAAGCUCGCCGAGCAUGUCGAGCAUUUUUCGAAAGAAGUGAGAGACAGUGCGUUAAUUAC